Molecule: messenger RNA, 5192 nt
Organism: Scophthalmus maximus (turbot)
Lineage: Eukaryota; Metazoa; Chordata; Actinopteri; Pleuronectiformes; Scophthalmidae
Gene: nck1b
Product: NCK adaptor protein 1b
Exons: 5
Coding region: 310-1491 (393 amino acids)
Biological process (GO): positive regulation of translation in response to endoplasmic reticulum stress; negative regulation of PERK-mediated unfolded protein response; positive regulation of endoplasmic reticulum stress-induced intrinsic apoptotic signaling pathway
Molecular function (GO): ephrin receptor binding
Source: RefSeq, a predicted model, not a curated record
GCUUUAGCCUAGCCGCGCUGCCGAGCGAUGACAUGCUUUGGCACAGAAAUGCUAUUCCACCGGGGCACCGCGGCGGCGUCUCAUCGGCUAGGCUAGCUCGUAGGAAUGGAAAAAAAUCACCGGUUGCUUGCUAGGCGCCUAGAUACCAUUCAGUGUUUUUGUGUGAUGCUUCUUACACAUUAAAUAUCCCCCCCCCCCCCAAAAAAAAAGGAAAUAAGAGAAGGUGGCCACCAGCAAUCAGGUCGGCAGAGACGUAUCAGAGACCUUGAAGUUCUCAGCUUUGAUGCAGCACAGUGUACCUAGUGCAAGAUGACGGAAGAGGUGAUUGUCAUCGCCAAGUUUGACUACAUGGCCCAGCAGGACCAGGAGCUGGACAUCAAGAAAAACGAGCGCCUCUGGCUCCUCGACGACUCCAAGUCCUGGUGGAGGGUUCGGAAUGCCACCAACAAAACGGGCUUUGUGCCGUCCAACUACGUGGAGAGGAAAAACAGCGCCCGGAAAGCUUCUAUUGUCAAGAACCUCAAAGAUACACUCGGAAUUGGGAAGGUCAAGAGCAGAAAGGGCGGGAUGAGAGACACGGCGUCCAAUGCCGACUCAGACAUGUACGCGGAUAACGGAGAGCGGCUGUACGACCUCAACCUGCCCGCCCUGGUCAAGUUCAGCUACACGGCCGAGCGCGAGGACGAGCUGAGUCUGGUGAAGGGCACGCGUGUGGUGGUGAUGGAGAAGUGCAGCGACGGCUGGUGGCGCGGCAGCUACAACGGGCGAUCGGGCUGGUUUCCAUCCAACUACGUGACGGAGGACGUGGACGGGACGGCGGGGGGCGGUGGAAUGGGCGGGCUGGGCGACCCGAUCGGAUCGCUGACCGAGAAGCUGGCGGCGGUGGUGAACAGCACCACGAACGGGAACAGGGUGCUGCACACGGUGCAGGCGCUCUACCCGUUCAGCUCGGGCAACGACGAGGAGCUGAACUUUGAGAAGGGUGAGGUGAUGGAGGUGGUGGAGAAGCCCGAGAACGACCCCGAGUGGUGGAAGUGCCGCAAAGUGGACGGACAGCUGGGCUUGGUGCCCAAGAACUACGUCACUGUGCUGGACUCCACCUCCCACAAACCCACGGCGGCGCUCACCGGGCCGCCCACACCCGACUGUGACUACAUCUCGCCGUCGGGCACCGGGCGCUUCGCGGGGAAGGAGUGGUACUACGGGAAGGUGACGCGCCACCAGGCGGAGGUGGCCCUCAACCAGAGGGGCUCCGAGGGGGACUUCCUCAUCCGGGACAGCGAGUCGUCGCCAAACGACUUCUCCAUCUCCCUGAAGGCGCAGAGCAAGAACAAGCAUUUCAAAGUGCAGCUGAAGGAAAACCUUUACUGCAUCGGACAGCGCAAGUUCAACUCCAUGGAGGAGCUUGUUGAACACUACAAAAAAGCCCCGAUCUUCACCAGUGAGCAGGGCGACAAACUGUACCUGGUCAAGGCCCUGGCAGCCUCCUGAUCCCUCUGUGCCACACACACACACCUCGACACAUUAACUGCAUCCAUACAGUAUAUAUAUGCACAUACAGAUACUCACACCGCAACACACACUAACACGUCAACUCCAUGCCUGAGAACUUGACACAUUGUCAGGACUUUGAUGCCCGAUCUGUGAGCAUUCCAAGAGGAGGUCUGAGGCAGAAGAAAAGACUGUGGACUCCUGAGAGCCGACUACAGACCCUCUCAGUCGCCUAUUUUAAAUUAUCCAGAUGUGUUAGGUCAUUAGGCAAUGCCAUGUAUUUCCACCUUGAUAUCUUAUUAGUUGCAUUUAGUUUUCUUUUUUUUUUUUUCUUCGAUAAUAUAUAAUCUUUUAACAGUUUUCUUUUUAAAAUGUGAUGAUUUUUUUUUUUUUAACUAUAUUCAACACAACAACAACCGCAUUUCACGUUAGCAGAUUCUGACCGGAUCCCGGUGAGGUCUACGUUUCAGCUCGUCUCUGUGUUGGCUGUUUUAAAGGCUGCGGACACAACCGGUCCACAACGUCUUGCUAAGUGCAAACCAUGAAUAAAAAUUAAGUGACCAAAAUAUAUUUAUUGAUACAGCUCUAUUAGACAUUGGAAUAUCACAACUGUGCAUCUGUGCGUCCGCGUGUGUGAGGUGAAGAUUCCUCUUCUUGUGCAUUGUCGACUUCUUCUCCUCCGUACCACAGAACUGCUUGUCUCACAUUUUGCUGAAUCCACAUUAUGUGAAUGUUACAGAGGAGAGUCAAAACUCCCACAACUUUUUAAAUCCUCACACCAUUUCAGCUGGGGGGGAGGAGAUGUUGACGACGGGAGUUCAUCCGUGUGUCCGAAGGUCAUGUGAAGAGUCAUUCCCCCCCUUGUACACUGACCAGUCCUGUGGAGCUUGGGAGGAGGAGGAAGCGUCAGGCCAAGUCCACAGGAUGAUGUCACUGAUUGCUGGAGGGAAUGGGGGAAGUAAAAGGUUGCCCAGGGGUCGCGUUUGUGUGGCUGCAGAGUAUACAUGUCAAACUAAUGGACAGAGAGGAGGUUCAGAAAACUAAUGCGUAUGACUGCCGCUGGAAGAACAGUGAACUGGUUUCAAUGCUUUUGAUGUCUGGAAAUUUUUAUUUCCGAGACUUAAAGAAUUGAGUCUCUGUGAACUCCCCCUGGUUCUGGGAAACGCAGCUCGGUUUUCCCCCCCGGUGUGUGUGUGUGUGUGUGUGUAGUCCGAGUCAAGUCAGAAGACAUGUUUACAGCGCAACAUGUGGCUUAUAUUCACAGAAUAGUCUGUAGUGAAUGGGAGUUAGUGGAGAGAAAAUGGACCAAGUAGUGUUUGAAUGUUGGAGGGCCGCUACAGUAGAACCAGUGCCUGCAGUGGAAGCGAGGAGAUGACGACGACGAUGAGGAGGAGGGGGAAGAUGAUUAUGAUGAUGACGAUGCCUGCGAUGAUGAGUUCUCCAGCUGUGGCCAGUUGGACCCGAGUGCAGAGAGAGACUCAGAGCGUGCCAGAGGGAUUUCACAGAGGAGGAAUGGAAAAAUGAACCCGUUUUUUUUUGUUUUUUGUUUUUUGUUUUUUUAUAUAAAGGCAGAGAGUUAGGAUCCAGGGAAGAGACUUUGGAGAAUCUGUUCCACUGGAUGAGAAUAUCUGGAAUUCUGCUCCCGGUCAAUACUUGGGCGGGGAAGACGAACAGAGGCCAAGGCUGAAGAGAAAAAAGAUUUCUGACGGGCUUUUAAGGUCCAGUAAUACCACACAACACAUGGUGUGUCUGCUCUCCGUUCCCCAGGUGUUUGACAGAUAUUCAUAUUCAUAUUCACACAAAAGCUGUCGGAACAACAAGUGUAUUUUCUCUUCUUUAGAUGAGGAAUUAACGGGGAAAAAUAAUAACCUGUCAAUUUGUUUCAGGGUGGCCUCAAAUUGGCAAGUUCUAAUUUUACAUCUACAGCACCAGUCAGAAUCUCCAUGUAACUGUAAUCACACCAUAGUAUACAAGUCCAACAGUUUAUAUAUGAUACAUAAAUAUAUGUCAACAUUCCAAGAUGGAUGGUUUCUGUCAGGCCCCACCGGAUUUCUAACUACAGGAUUUUUUAUCAUAUGACUUUUUUUUUUUCAUAUACAGUCCUAAAUCAUACAAAGACUUAUUCCAGUUUCACAUAUUAUUUGGAUAUUUGUGCCUGUUUUUGGGAUCUGACCGCGUCCCCAGUCGCCAGAUACAUAUUUGGAUAUUACAAAAAUCCGAUUAACAUUAUUGUUAUUUUACAACCCUAUCCCCCACUGCUGUGCUGGUGCCAUGUUGCUGACACUUUGUGUGCGAGACAUUGUUUUGCCUGCGGUAGUAAAUAGUAAUCCACUGUUGUCAGCAACCCCCGUUCUUUUUUUUAAAGAUGUAUUUAAAAAAAUGUUGGUAUGUGUGCGUUUCCCUCCCUCUCCCUUCCAUCUCUACACAAUCUGCACUGUUACGCAGCAUGAACGUGACAAACCCCAACGCCGUGUGCCCCAGUUUGAAGGAUUUGGACGACAAUAUUUCAAUGUGCCUUCACAGCUUUCUGUCAACCAAAGGUUUAGUGCCCCCCACUCCACUUUAUCCAGUUCUUCCCCCUUGUCACCGCUGCCUGUUAUUCUAUUCAGAUAAAGUUUUGCAUGUGCAUCAGUCGUGUCUGAAACCAUCCAAAGGUAUUUCCUUAAACACUCACGUUGUUGAUGUAGGCUGAUAAUGUCAUUGUCCAACUUUUUUCUUUUUUGUCAUGCAAUUAAAAAAAAAAGAAAUGCCCAUUAGUCAAUACUGUGUGUAGUUUUCAAGUGACCUUAUACCGUAGCUGAUCUCAUCAAGUAUAACUUCAUGUACAGUAUAUGAAAAAUAUGUGCUGAUGAUCUAUUCGGGAAAAAAACAAUAACCCCCAAGGUGUGAUGUAACCAAUGGCCUGAAUCUGUGUGUGUGCACCUGGAGCAAACGGUAUCACAUGUUAUUGGUUGUCAAGAAAACCGUCAUGGUUUCCAAGGAAAUAGUUUUUUGUUUUUUUUUUUAAUGUCUGUAUGUAUUUCAUAUAAGACUAUAGUGUCAGACAUUCACUUUUGCAGUUUAGCCACUUAAAUAUGUAAAAAGAAAUAACGUCAAGGAUACUCCAAUGUGUGACUGUAUCUACAAAUACAGAAGUACAGUAUCUCCUUGCGUACAUAUUGUUAUGAACUGGGAUCCUUCUUUUUUUUUUUUUUCAUUUUACAACGGAGGCCGCAUGAGCAGAGCCUCGUCGCUGUACAGAGAUGGUUUUUGAAAUCUGCUUCAAAAGACACCUUGUCUGAUAUCAUUCAAGAGAUCCGUUCGUCUGACGUUGUUCUCGUGAUCAAGAACCACAGUGCGCCUGCGAUCAUCGUGAAGCCGAAGAUGGAUUCGAUUUGAUAAUAUAACUGAGGGACAAAUAUGGGCCCAAGUUGUUUGGAGCUUUCUGGUGCUUUUUGUGCUGCUUUGACAUUUCUGUGGUUGGUUGUUUUUUGUUUUUUUUUUUGUCUCGCGAGACUUUGUCGUUGUCGUCGUUGUUGAGCGAGAGUGUGACGAGAGCGGGACCCGUGCUGUGGGACGAUCGAGGCGAGAUGCUGUGAAACAUUUAAUGUCAUGCUCUUUAAUACUGUUCUUCUGGAGGUGGGAGAUGUGUUCAGGUGUAAUGAUUUAGGAGAGUUUAUUAGAGUGUUCAAAAGACGUAAUAAACCACAUUAAAAAAAUGA